AUGCGUCGUAAUAAACAAAGUAGUAAUACGAGUUUAUCUAGUUUUGAAUGGUUCCGUAAUGUUGAAAAAGAAGAAGAAAGCACAGAAACAAACAAGAAACAAGCUGGACAGCUUAUUAAAUACUUUUCUAUUGUUGAAAGAAAAAAGCUUCAAAAUGUUUUGAACCUUCAUCACGACCACUUGCACAUCAAACAUCAAAAUUCGAAAUCAGGUAAAAAGUUGAAUGAAAAUAAUGCUAAAUAG
Molecule: messenger RNA, 243 nt
Organism: Clunio marinus
Lineage: Eukaryota; Metazoa; Arthropoda; Insecta; Diptera; Chironomidae
Source: the annotation of a GenBank genome assembly